GCUCAGAGUAUCUAUCGAGUGCGGAAAUUUCUCAAUGUCGAGUGUUUGCAGACAAACGAAGUGGAGAGAAGGAGUGCCUUUGUAGAUGAUCAAUCUGACUUUUUGUUUCUUCAAUCAUAGAGAUUCGCUCAGCUUUGUGAUGUCACAACUGAAUAGGCAGAUACGGGGUUGUGAUCGGAUAUUUUGAGGCUAGUGAAGUAUAAAUCUUCCGCUGCAGCCAGUAACUCUAGUAGUUUCAGUGUGUCAUCGCCAGUAAACAAAAUGGUGCUGCUCGUUUCAUCCUCGUGCUCGUCCGCUUCAGCUGCGUCUCUACGACCGAGAGCGUCUGGACGACGAAGAGGCGGCCUCCCAAGCAGGAGAAUCGUCUCUGCAACCUAUUUAGCCAGCAGCUGUGUGCAGCUGCUUUUCAGCGCACCAGAUGUUGUGAAGGCGUCUAGAUUCGAAGCGAGUACAGUGCUGGGAGCAGGGAAGAAAAAAUGUAUCGGCCAGGAACUCAUGAAGAACGUACUCAGCGUGUUCGAGGUGGAGUCAAUCGAAGGCACCAACGUCGCGGUUACGGUACUAGAAGAGCAGGUGCCGCUCUUUUCCGAAGGAAAGAAGUCGCAGAUAAAAACGGCAAUCACAGCGCAAAGGGAUGCAACGCAUUGGCUUUGCAUAGUGGUACAUAGUACCGUGAGCUACAACCAGUAGAUUCUUGGUAAUUAAAAAAGUAAAAGACUUGUUAAUCAUGGUGAAUGCUACGUGGUAGGUCCUCCUUGAAUCCAAGUUGACUCUCAUCGCCUCUUGUACCUUGCUGAAGUUUUUAGUGAUUCUCGUUGACAUCAACAUUAAGAACUACCCAGAAUGAGAACGCAUCUGGUCCCACCGAAGUGAAUAUUGCCGUGCGCAGCGGACCAGCCGCAAAGGACUACUCGCAAAUCGCCAAGCGAGAACAUCUAGAGCCUGUGCAGCUUGACCUGCAGAAAAUCGGCGAUGAACUGGAUUUCUACACCGAAAAUUUGAGGCGGAUGCGCGCUACUGAGGAUUCGCUUCGAGAGCUCAAUGAUACUACGGCAAGCCGCGUGGUCCUGUUCUGCGUUCUGAACCUCGCACUCAUGAUCCUCAUGGGUGGAUGGCAAAUAGUGAAUCUGAAAAACUUCUUCAGAUCGAAGAAAAUUAUUUGAAGGUUCACUUACAAACCUCGACGUGAAGACAAAAUAAACUCCUAUGUAUAAUUUGUCGUAUUCUCUGUCUCUUUCGUUGGUCUAACACAAUCUCUUAUAGAAAACAACUGCAUAGCAAAAACAUGGGACGAAGUAGUCACAUGCUGUCGACCGUACUCCUGUACGUCUUUUUUGAUUGAUGAACUUCUCUGGUUCUAUCUUGCUUGGAUCAUGACCAUCAAUCGGGAUGGACAUGGAGGCUCCCUCAAGCUCAAGUACAGAGUUGUCUUCGCUUCCCGGAUGUCUUCUGAGGUUGGGGAUGUUCUGUGUAUGUUCUUCUGAUGUUGACAAUUUCAAU
Amoebophrya sp. A25 is the source of this 1500-nucleotide messenger RNA. NCBI's taxonomy places the organism in Eukaryota, Dinophyceae, Syndiniales, Amoebophryaceae. The record is from the annotation of a GenBank genome assembly.